AAUCAUUUUCGAAUUGUCGACCGGUUUGGACCUAAACCGAAUGAAACCACCAAAAAAAAAGUUCGAAUCGUUUCCAUUCUGUUUGGGGUUAUUGAAGAGACAAAUUCGGGAUCACAGAGAGAAGAUGGAAUCUGUUCUGCUCCCAACGCUAACAAAGAAGGAAGAGAUCGAUCGGAUCAUCAACAACACGAUCGAUAAAGUGCUCGUCCUACGAUUCGGCCGUACCUCCGACGAAAACUGUCUUCUUCUCGAUGACAUUCUCGAGAAAUCGGCGAGAGAUGUAUCGAAAUUCGCUACGGUAGCUUUGGUGGACGUUGAUUCGGAUCAAGUUCAAGUUUACGUCAACUACUUCGACAUCACUCUGUUCCCUUCCACUGUCUUCUUCUUCAACGCUCAUCACAUGAAACUUGAUUCUGGAACUGCUGAUCAUACCAAGUGGGUCGGUAAAUUCCACGAGAAACAAGACUUUAUUGAUGUCGUUGAGGUAAUAUUCAGAGGAGCUAUGAAAGGGAAGAUGAUUGUUCACUGUCCGCUUCCUCCAGAGAGAAUACCAAAGUUCCAACUUUUAUACAAAGAUGUGUAGACUAGACAAAACUGAGUUUAUUGUUCUUUACUUGCAAACUCUGUUUCUCAUCCCCUUAUGUUGGAAUAAUAACAUUUACACAACUUUUAUA
Molecule: messenger RNA, 674 nt
Organism: Brassica napus (rape)
Lineage: Eukaryota; Viridiplantae; Streptophyta; Magnoliopsida; Brassicales; Brassicaceae
Product: thioredoxin-like protein 4B
Exons: 4
Coding region: 41-583 (180 amino acids)
Biological process (GO): mRNA splicing, via spliceosome
Cellular component (GO): U4/U6 x U5 tri-snRNP complex; spliceosomal complex; U5 snRNP
Source: RefSeq, a predicted model, not a curated record